Molecule: messenger RNA, 4046 nt
Organism: Megalobrama amblycephala (Wuchang bream)
Lineage: Eukaryota; Metazoa; Chordata; Actinopteri; Cypriniformes; Xenocyprididae
Gene: gja3
Product: gap junction protein, alpha 3
Exons: 3
Coding region: 445-1767 (440 amino acids)
Biological process (GO): cell communication
Cellular component (GO): connexin complex
Source: RefSeq, a predicted model, not a curated record
UCCUGCAUGACCACUCAAAGUGACAGUAGCGAUGGCUGGGAACGGGAGACAGCUGCGCUUGGUGAGACCCCGUCUCCACACUCGAUUUGCCAUGAAAAACUAGAUGUUCCACGAGAGUUUGGCCUCGGGUCUAUGUGUGAAGAACUUUUGUGAAUGAAUAAGUUGGCCGGCCACUUUCAAAAGAGUUUGGUAAGCUGGCAGUGCUGCCAGGAUUUGGGAACGGGGGGAGCGGGGAGGGCUCCUGCUGCCUUUGGGAGGUCUGUAUGCUUUCAUCGCACUCAAACUGUGGCACCAGUGGCCGCUGGAUAUUGAUUUCUUUAGAUAAGUUUGCCUACUUCAGUCAAGGGUCAUAGACUUGAUAUAGAACCUUAGUCGAUGGAUUUGCCGCCCUCAAUACAACAUCAUUUUAACUGUACUUUCUCUCUAGGCUAGAAAUCGUGAAGCAUGGGUGACUGGAGCUUUCUUGGGCGGCUCUUGGAGAAUGCACAGGAACACUCGACUGUGAUCGGCAAAGUCUGGCUGACGGUACUCUUCAUUUUUAGGAUUCUAGUGUUGGGAGCGGCGGCCGAGGAGGUCUGGGGCGAUGAGCAGUCGGACUUCACCUGCAACACGCAGCAGCCCGGUUGCGAGAACGUCUGCUAUGACGAGGCCUUCCCCAUCUCCCACAUCCGCUUCUGGGUGCUCCAAAUCAUCUUCGUGUCCACGCCGACGCUCAUCUACCUGGGCCACGUCCUGCACAUUGUUCGUAUGGAGGAGAAGCGGAAAGAGCGCGAGGAGGAGCUGCGAAAGGCCAGCCGGCUCCAGGAGGAGAAAGAACUCCUGUAUAGAAACGGAGGGGGAGGGGAGGCUGGUGGACGGGGUGGGGGCGGCGGCGGCGGCGGUGGCAAAAAGGAGAAGCCGCCAAUCAGAGACGAACACGGCAAAAUCCGCAUUAGAGGUGCCUUGUUGCGCACCUAUGUGUUCAACAUAAUUUUCAAGACCCUGUUUGAAGUGGGGUUCAUUUUAGGUCAGUAUUUCCUCUAUGGUUUCCAAUUGCGGCCCCUGUAUAAGUGUGCACGGUGGCCCUGCCCCAACACGGUGGACUGCUUCAUUUCCCGGCCCACGGAAAAGACCAUCUUCAUCAUAUUUAUGCUUGUGGUGGCUUGCGUGUCCCUUUUGCUGAAUUUGUUAGAAAUCUAUCACCUCGGAUGGAAGAAGGUCAAACAGGGCAUGACCAACGAGUUCGCCCCCGAGCGCGAGUCGCUGCCCGACGCGAACGAAGCGGAGCCCGAGUCUCCCAGAACUGCGCCUCCUACCCUCAGCUACCCGCCAGACUACACGGAGGUGGCAGUGGGUGGCGGCGUGUUCCUCCAGCCCGUGUCGGCACCCUCCACGGCCGAGUUCAAGAUGGACCCUCUGCGCGAGGAGCUCGAGGAGUCCUCGCCUUUUUACAUCAGCAACAACAACCACAGGCUGGCUGCCGAGCAGAACUGGGCCAACCUGGCCACCGAGCAGCAGACUCGGGAGAUGAACGCCGCCUCCCCCUCCCCUUCCUCCUCCUCCUCGUCUCGCUCUUCCAAUAAUGGGCGGCAAGCCAAAGACGCCGCUCAGCUCGCUGACACCCCCACCUCUGCUGGCGGCGGUUUGAGCUCUGGGCCGGAGGAGGGGCACGUCACCACCACGGUGGAGAUGCACGAGCCGCCCGUCAUUUUCACUGACGCUCGACGACUGAGCAGGGCUAGUAAAGCCAGCAGCGUGAGAGCGAGGCCCAAUGAUCUGGCGGUGUAGUGGCUCGCCACUCCGAAACGCAAGUUUUUGUGGACAAAAACACAAAGAAAUACACCAAAAACAAGAGGAAGUGAGAGGCAGAUUGCUGGAAUGGAAAAGUUCAUUCCAUUCAUAAAGCGAGCGAUGUAAAAUCGCAAAGAGCUCAUUCAUCUCUUAUGGGAUUAUGAAAGAUGGCUGCUGAAUGCUGGUUAGUGUAAUGCAGUAGUUGAAUGGAGCAGCCCACCUGAUGCACGUUAUGUUUUACCUGAAUCUGGAGUGAUUCGCUGAAAAAUGUCACCUAAAUUAGUCAGACAAGGCCUUAAAGUAGGAAACUCAUAUUUACGAUAAUUCCGAGGCAGCAUAAGUCUCAUGAUAUAACAAAGGCACCAAACAUAAAAUGUUUGCAGUGCGAUAAUACAGGUUACUAACAACAAAACUACAUUUUAAAUACAACAUAAAUACCGUCUACGGUUUAAUUGAGUAGACAAUGACACGACUCUCAUGUAUUAUCACGUACUAUAUUUUUUAUUUUGUUUCAUUUAUUUUUUAAACCUGGAAUAGAACAGGCAAAAAAUGAGCAAUGAUUGAAAAAAGUAGUUAAAGUUGUCAAAUUCAUAAACCCUUUUCUUUCUUUUUUUUUAAGUUCUCUUUGUUGUUCCAGCAUCUGUCUCUACAUUUCCUCACUCUAAAGAGAAAUCAAAGUGUUGGGGAAGAAAAAAAAGAAGUAAAAAGCACAUUGCCUGAUGAAAGUGGCAAACCUUAAUGCAUAACAGAGAAAAGGUCAUCCAUACAUGAAAAAAUGAACAUAUACUGAGGCAAGUGACAUAUUUAGAUAACUGUUGUACUACUGAAUGGUGCAGUUUUAAUUCAUAUAGCUUGUGUAUUCUCUGGACCACAUUUCUUUUUUUCAAUCCCAUGAUCUGAAGUUCACCUCCUGCUCCUCUGUUGGAUUUGAGAGUUUUGAUAUAUGACCAUCUUGCCAUCAGGAAUACAUGAAGUACACUUUUGAAGUAGUUAAUCUGAGGAGGGGAGUACUAACUCUCAUUACAUGUGACAUUUGAAAUCCUUAUUGGUUUUUAUUUCGAAAAGUUUGAGCAUUUUUAUUUCUAAAAAUGUAAGCAAUUGGUUGAGAAUGAGUAUAAAAAUGUCAUCAAAAGCAUUGCUUUUCUGUAGUCAGUUCGUGGUUGCCAAAAAAGUAGUUACUUCAAAAUGGACAAAAAAAGAUGCUGCAAGUGUCUAAUGCUAAUAUGAAGUUUAUCCCCCUUUUUUUUUUUUUUUUUUUUCCCUUCAUUGUUGGUCCAGUUUCAGGUUACUGUGAGGCCCUAAUUUUCACUGACUACUACUGCUGUUGUAUAGAACAUGCCUUCGGUACACAUACUGUAACAACAUGACAGCACAACAUGAUUUUAUUUUUAUUUUUUUAUUUUCUUGAGACCCAUUUAAACACGAUGUACAAUGCUUUUAUUAUCAGGUAUAUACUUCAGCAAUCUAUUUAAAGAGACAGACAGCCCUAAAUAGAAACGGUACAUCAUCACACAGAGACUGUGCAAGUUUGUGCUUAGGACAGUAUUACUUUUGCUUUUAUCAGAUCACAGUAUUUACAGAUGUAUGUUAUUUAUUUUCUGCUGUUUUAAUGUAUCCAAAAAUGAAAGUGUGUUAUUUUGUCAUUUUUUGGUUCUUAAAGUUUACAUUUUAGUAAAAAGUUGAAGAUUUGCACAUUUAGGCAAAAGACACUGUUCAACAAUUCUUACAUUGAUAGAAAGGAGGAAAUAUUUUUGAUCCUUAAAGGAAAAUGUCUUAAUGGUAAAAGUCGUUGUGUUGAUGGCAGUAUUAUUCCACUUAAAUAACAUCAAAUGUAAUUUAUAAAACAGCACUUGUAGAGUAUAAGAAAUAUACACGUUUCCCAUGUUUUAUUUUAGGACUGUUGUGGUGGCCUGAAAGGACCGCAGGAAAUUUGAACAUUGUGGAUUAUAGCAUUUCAUCGAUUCUGAAUUUGAAUUGGCCAGCCAGCCAGCUCUUUCCUAUCUCGAUCCGUUUGUAGUGUACUUAGUUGCAGCCCAUUAUUCUCAGAUAACACUCAUUUCUUGAACUUCUUGAACUGAUUUUCUCAAGCAGAGCUGAUUAUUCUGACCAAUCAGGGAAGUGAACCACCUACAUAUGCUCAGAACAGCAGCCUGUUUCGAUGCUGUCUUAAGAGAAGUGCCUUGUGUAUUCAAUUUUAUAAGAACAAGUUGAUGUAAAUGUUCAUUUACCUCAAAUGUUUACAAAGCUGUUACUAAAUAAACUUUUUGUACCAUAAA